Schistosoma rodhaini is the source of this 3901-nucleotide messenger RNA. The record is from the annotation of a GenBank genome assembly. NCBI's taxonomy places the organism in Eukaryota, Metazoa, Platyhelminthes, Trematoda, Strigeidida, Schistosomatidae.
AUGCUUAUUCUCCAAUCAGAACAACACACAUUCUUUCUCUCAACAAUGAGGCUUAGACGUGUACGAAGUUUGUGUAUCAUUUUGUUAUGCACUAUUUUUGCGCUCUACAUCACAAUGCAAUAUUAUGAUGAAUCAAGAGAGAAAAAUCUGUUGACGCUACAGAGUACAAUAAAAGAUUUCCGUGAAAAACCACAAGGUGUAUUAUCAGUGCCUUGGCUCGCCAAUAUGUCAGCUGGUCAACAAUGGUAUACUGAUAAGAAAAGACCGGAUUCUCGAGAUAUUCCUUUCCAAUUAUCUACCACUAAGUUGAAGGCAACAAUUGAUUCUGGCAAGAGUAAACAUUUAACCAUUGAAACAUUUCAAUCUCCAGUAUGUCCAAAAAUUGACAAUGAUUAUUCAGUGAAUACAACAUAUCAAAUGAAUAAUAUUUAUAACCAGUUGGCAUUUGAUGACCAACCCGGCGGUGUAUGGACUCAAGGAUUUCCGAUUGAAUAUAAAAUGGAUCAGUGGAAAGAGCAACCAUUAGAAGUUUUCAUUGUACCAUUUUCACAUCAAGAUCCAGGUUGGAUUAAAACUUUGGAAAAGUACUUCGUCACUGAAACAAAGCCUAAUCUAGAUGCUACGUUAAAUAUAUUAAAUGAAAACGAAGAAUCUAGAUUUGUCUAUUCUGAAGUGUCAUUUUUAGAUUUAUGGAUAAAUACUUUAUCAGAGGAACAAAAACAAUCUUUCAAAAGAUUGUUGCUCAAUGGACAUUGGGAAAUUGUUUCUGGUGGCUGGGUUAUGCCAGAUGAGGCAGUUACGCAUUAUUAUUCGAUUAUUGAUCAAUUUAUUGAAGGUCAUCAUUGGUUAUUAGAACAUUUUGACUAUCGACCCAAUGUCACAUGGUCUAUCGAUUCCUUUGGACAGAGUUCGACAAUGCCAUAUCUAGCGAAAAAACUUGGUUUCUCUCAGAUGAUUAUUAAUCGUGUACAUUAUGAAGUCAAAAAGUAUCUUGCUAGUCGAAAAGCCUUGGAAUUUAUGUGGCAUCAACCAUGGGAUGCUGCCGGUUCUUACUCUAUCCUGGUGCAUAUGUUCCCAUUCUUUUCAUAUGAUGUUCCGCAUACAUGUGGUCCAGAGCCUGCAGUAUGCUGUCAGUUUGACUUUAUUCGAACGGAAAAGUACGGUUGCCCAUGGAGAAAAUUACCGGUCUUCAUAGAUGAUUCAAAUGUUGCUGUUCGAGCUGAUAUGUUAGCUGACCAGUACAGGAAAAAGGCUACAUUAUACAAUAAUAAUGGUCUAGUUUUAGUCCCAUUGGGUGAUGAUUUUCGUUAUCAGUCAACACAUGAAUGGAAUGUUCAAUUGGAUAACUAUAAUAAAUUAAUUCAGCACAUCAAUUCAAAUCCUAGCUAUAGGAUGAAAAUACAUUUCUCCACAUUAUCCAAUUAUUUUCAUGCAUUAAAUGAACGAGUAAACAAAAUGAAUUCAACAAUGUCCACAUCAUUUCCAUCACUAUCUGGUGAUUUCUUUACUUAUGCAGAUCGACAACAUGAUUAUUGGAGUGGAUAUUACGAUUCAUAUCCUUAUCAAAAAUUCUUAUCACGUAUAUUAGAAUCUGAGUUAAGAACAGCUGAAAUACUUUACAGUUAUACCAGACAAAGUGUUGGUCGUAUACAAAGCGUUACUCAAUUAGUGCCAUUAAUUACAAAUCUUUAUCAGAAUCUUACAACAGUUCGACGUAAUCUUGGUUUAUUUCAACAUCAUGAUGCAAUAGCUGGUACAGCACGACCGGAAGUAAUGCUUGAUUAUUCAGAAAAAUUAUUGAGAGCUGUCGAUGCGGCACGGAAGGUUAUUACAAUCUCUAGUGCUUAUCUGUUACUAUUACCAUCAAUGUUAAAAUCAGAUAUUGAGUUUUCAAAUAGACGACGAUUACCUGUUUCCAGUCAAUUUAAGCAGACGUUAGUUCAGUUAAAUGAUGAAUAUGAGAGAAAAAACGAUGAUAGUAGUAAUAAUACUUCACACAUUUUCUAUUCUCUAGAAGAUACUUUACAUAAUUAUCAAUAUUCAGAGCCAAUUUUAAUUGAUUUCUUUGAGAACAAUAACAAUUUUGAUGUUGAAAAUACACGUCGUAUUUACAUUUUCAAUCCAUCAAGUCGUAAUCAUAGUAAAAUCAUCAAAUUACAUGUAAAACAUCAUCUAAUGAAUUUUGAAGCUAAACAAAUUAUAUCAAAUUCUAUGGAUACAUUAAAUCAUCAAUUAGAUAUACAAUUGGAGCAUAGUUUCAUUCAUGAUCAGCAUAAACAACAACCUGUUAGUUUGUUAUAUUUAAGUCCAGUUAAAUUAUAUCCAUUGUCAUUUAUAUGUAUUGAAUUGAACGUAGCAUCAACAGCAACAUCAUCUUCUAUGGUACAAGUAAAACCACAAUUAAUACCAGUUAUAAAUGAUGCUGAGAUGUUAGUUCAUAAUCGUCCCCAACUUUUCAUAGAGAAUGAUUAUAUUCAACUGGAAUUUGAUUCUAAAACUGGUUAUCUUCAAAAAAUGUUGAAUAAAUUAACUGGACAAUCUAUGGAUAUGAAAAUUAACUUUAUACAAUAUGAAAGUUUAAAAUUCGAUUCACAUAGUGGCGCUUAUUUAUUCAUCCCUGAUGGAUUAGGUGAACCUUCACCAAAUCCAAAAUCGUAUCAUUACACGAAAGGUAAUUUGGUGGAUGAAGUGAUAGUUUACACGCAGUAUGUUACACAUACAGUUCGUUUGUACAAAUCAUCUGGUCUACAAUCACAGUUCAUUGAGAUUGAAAACGUUGUCAACAUAAAAGUCAGUCGUCCUACUGAUAUCGACUUAUUUAUGACAAUACAAACUAAUCUUUCGAAUAAAGAUCGAGUAUUCUAUACCGAUUCUAACUGCUUCCAGUUUACACAAAGACAGUAUCAUGAUAAAAUUCCUUUGCAAGGGAAUGUUUAUCCAAUAGCAUGUGGCGCCUAUAUAGAACAAGAAAUGAAUGAAAGUGAUGAUAGGAGCCAUGCGAAACAAUAUCAACGAUUAAAUCUAUUCACUUCACAUCCUACUGGUGUAGUCAGUCCUAAAGUUGGUCAAAUCAAUGUAUGGAUUGAUCGUCGAUCUUCACGAGAUGACUCACGUGGUGUUCAAUCUAAUUUACAUGGAGAAUGGAUUGUAAAAUCACAAUUACAUUUAUUUACUGAAAUAAUUUCAAUUGAUAAAACUCAGAAAAUGUGUUUCAUGCUGCACCGAAUACUCAAGUUGGUGUGAUUUUCCGACGUCAUGCACCAGUGUGUUAUGCUAGAAAUUUACCAAAAAUUGAUUUUUACUCAGAAUGUUUCAAUAAUCAUGUUGGACAAAAUGAACUUAAUAUACAUGAAUUAUUUGGCUCAAUUCAAUUAAAACAUGCAAUACAAACUAAUUUAACUAUGAUUCCAUCAUCUAUCUCUUCUAUGAUGGGUAAUAGUAGAUAUCAAUCAAUGAAGAUGAAUUAUAUUCAUGUGAAUUCAAUGGAAAUUGAAGCUUACUAUCUUGUUUAAUUAUAAUUAUUCAUAUUGUUAUCAUCAUUUUUAAAUUUUCUUUUUUAUACUUCACAGCUCUGUUGCUUUUUGUUUUUCUUGUGCAAAUUAAUCCUUAUGUUUUCUUUUCGUUUGUUUUUUGAAAUGUCCCAUGGCAACAACUUUACUUCAGCUAUCUCUCCUCUCUUGUGAAUGUAAAUACAUGCGUUUACAUAGGAUAUAGCCAUAAUGAUGUUGGUCAAAUUGUAUAAAUUACUCAUGUGUUUGACUUUUGUAAUAUGCUGACGGAAUUUUUUCUUUUCCUAUAUACAUAUAUGCAUCAUUAUUACAUCAGUCUUUCGUCUAAUGCUCAUCCUUAAUUUAUUAUUUAUUUAUUUGAACACAUCAAUAUUGGUACAAAGGGGCACCGA